AUGUCUACUGCCACGACUUCUCUCUCCAACACCCUUCCAUCCUCCAUACCCAAGCUCGAUGCGAGCAGCUUGAAUUGGGCAAUAUUUGCCGUCCAAUUCCAAGAUGCUGUCGAGGCUAAAGGCUUCUGGGGUCACUUCAUUGGUACCGACCCUCGCCCUGUUCCUGCAGCCACUCCUACCCCUGCCCCUACCCCCGCUACUGUUACUGCCUGUGCCGCGACCGCAGCUGUUGUGGGCGCUGCCCCUCCAACCAUUGGUGCGACGGCGACCCCUACCGCGGCUGAGAUAGCUGCUAUGGAGAAGUGGGACAAGGACGAGCGUGCGGCGAAGUCUUUACUCACCCAGAGGAUUCCCGAUUCGAUGUUGAUGCGUAUCCACUGGAAGAAGACCGUCUUCGAGAGGUGGUCCACCAUUGUCAGCGAGUACACGGAGAAGGGCGCUUAUGCGCAAACCGAGAUGCGUAUGAAGUUCUUGGGGUCGAAGUGCCCUGACAAGGGCAACGUGCGCGAGUUCCUGGAUUCCUUGGCCACCAAGAGGGAACAGCUUGCUUCGGUUGGUGUCGACAUUGGUGAGAAAGACUAUCGCUCGACCAUCCUGCAGUCCCUUCCUAUCCCACUCUCAAACUUUGCAUCGGCGCAGCUUGCUGCUGCCCGAAUGUUCUCCCCAACUGGUACCAUUGCUCCUGACACCCUCAUUUGGCUUAUCGGUGAGGAGUAUGACCGCCAGAAGUCCCAACGUUCUGGGCGCUCGGGAAAGGCGAGGGAGGAUGACCGUGACGAGGUGAUGGCAGUCUCAUCGAACACUUUGAACAACAUGGGUGGUGGACAGGCUGUGAAUGGUGGAGGUGGCUCAAGCAGGGGGUGCUGGAAGUGUGGCAACCUUGGUCACUGCAAGAGUCAGUGCCCGAAAAUGAGGAAGAUUGUCGACAAGUUGACUCAGAAGGCAGCUUCUUUGAAGGCGGGUGGGUCUGCGAAUGUGGUUGAGGUUGAGGAGGGGGACAGCGAUGGUGUUUUUGUGGUCAUGGUCGAGUCUGAUGAUGAAAUGUCAGUGCAUGGUUCAAUGCCAGGGCUCCAGUCAAAUACCAACACGGUGACGGGGAGUGACGAUUAUUCCGACGCCGACAGCGACUCCCUCCUGGUGCCUCACCAGUCUGAUGCGCUGAUGGACAGUGACUGGUUCUCGGAUGUCGGAAGUGACGCUGGAGACUAUGACAACCCAUUCUGGAGCUCUGAGGAUGGAUCCAACGAGGAGGAGGAGAGAUUGAUGGCUGAGUUCUACGCCAUCAUCAACACCGUCAAGGAGAAAUUUGACUUCGUCAACCUCACGGAAAUCCCACCGCAAACACUUCGCGGUGCCAACAAAAACAACUUCAGUGCUACUGGGGUUGGCGAGCUCAUCAUCGACGUACCUAGCGGUGUCAAUAUGAAGCAGCUCCACCUCACAGAGGUGCUCUACUCUCCCGAAGUUGGCUAUACGCUUGUCUCCAUUGGGCGGCUUGAUGAGAAGGGGUUCUCAGCAACAUUUGCACACGGGAAGUGUGUUAUUCGAGGACCAAAGGGUGAAGAGGUUGGCGAGGUGGCAAAGAACGCAAAGGGCUUGUACCACGUUGAGCAUGACGACGACACGGUCAAUUCAGCGAUCGAGACGAUCACUUUGGACCAGUUCCACCAUCGCAUGGGCCACAUAUCACCUGAGGUUGCUCGUCGACUUGUAUCCAACAAGUUUGUGACAGGUGUUCGUCUCACAACAAUGUCGACGUCUGGUGAUCCUUUCUUCUGCGAAUCGUGCAUUUAUGCCAAGGCGACAAGGAAGUCGGUGCCGAAAGAGAGAGCUAGGGAGAGGGCAAGCGAGUUUGGUGGUGAGGUUCAUUCGGAUCUCUGGGGACCAGUGCCUGUUUCUACAUGGGGCAGUCGGCGCUACUAUGUCACCUUCAUUGACGACAAGACACGACUCACUCACCUCUACCUCAUGCGCAAUAAGUCUGACACUUUUGCCAAGUACAGGGAGUACGAGGCUCGCGGCACGGCGAGGAAGCAAACCGUCCAUGAUACCCCUGCCCAAAAUGGUGUUGCGGAACGUCGUAAUCGCAUCAUCAUGGAGCGCGUUCGAGCGCUAUUGCACAGUUCUGGUCUGCCAAAGUUUCUUUGGGGCGAGGCUGCUCGCCAUGUCAUUUGGUUGUUAAAUCGGACGUCGAUGAAGGUGGUGGAUGGCAAAACCCCCUAUGAGGCGGCUUUUGGGAAGAAGCCUGACCUCCGCGAGGUACGUGAGUGGGGCGAGAAGGUGUGGGUGCGCGUCGAGGGAGGGAACGAGUUGGGUGGGUGGGUGCGAGAGGGGCGUUGGAUGGGUUUGGAUGAGAAGUCAAAGGGUGUGAGGGUUUAUUGGCCUGACAAGAGGACCGUGAUGGUGGAGCGAAAUGUCUAUUUUGACAAGACAGCCUCAUCAGUCAGCCGUCUCGAGGGGGAGGACUGGGAAUUCAUUGAAACGACGCCUGAUUCGAUGCUGGAUGGACUUACCAGCACCCCAUCUGUCAAUACACAAGCUUCUACGUCCGCACCAACUCCUCUCGUGACACCUGCAACCACUAUCCCUGCUCCCACAGACCCCACGGACUCGAACACGUCAAAUUCUAGCGACCACGAGACGCUGUCAGAGCCCGAAACUCGCUCAAAACGCACUCGGAAGCAGGUUUUGGGUUUCCGCCCCAUGCACCUCGCGAGCGAUUCGAUUUCUUUCUCCGACCGUAUCAAGCCGUAUCAGGGCUUCUUGGUGGCGCGGUGGCGCAGCACGCCUUUUGUUCCCAACCACCAUCGUCAACGACCCCUCUCCGCCUCCCUCCCUGCUCUUCCUUCUCCUCUUCGCGUUCCCGCUCCUUGUAGCCCCUCCACACUGCUGACGGCCCCUCUCCGCGAUGAAUAUUGCGCGUUUGUGUCGACGCGCGCCUGCCUCAAAUGCAAGAACAUGGGAGUGAGGAGUGGCACGGAGCGCACAUCUCUCGUCGUUCAAGGCGCCCCUCUCCCGACACUACGCGUUAAUCGACACAGAAACACACAUGACACAUGCUGCAAUGAAAGCCAGAUCCAGGGAACGGGAGGUAGCACGGUCCGUGUAUGA
This is a messenger RNA of Cyclocybe aegerita, 3111 nucleotides long. The record is from the annotation of a GenBank genome assembly. Lineage: Eukaryota; Fungi; Basidiomycota; Agaricomycetes; Agaricales; Hemipholiotaceae.